This is a messenger RNA of Dendronephthya gigantea, 481 nucleotides long. RefSeq lists its product as uncharacterized. Gene Ontology annotation, molecular function: protein binding. The record is from RefSeq and is a predicted model, not a curated record. The transcript has 7 exons. Lineage: Eukaryota; Metazoa; Cnidaria; Anthozoa; Malacalcyonacea; Nephtheidae. The coding region runs from base 9 to 470 and encodes 153 amino acids.
AACAAGGAAUGGCUGUUAUCUGGAGAAAUUUAGACGAUGAUGGUGAGUGUGAUGAAAGUACUACACACAUCGCUCGUCAGGUGAAAAAAGGACAUAAAUAUAUUUAUCAAAAGUGGUUUUACGAAAAGCCAAUAUUGCCGCAAUACCAGGACGAUGCACUCGUAUAUUGUGAUUUAAGUCAGAGUUGUCGAGAAUACGUCUACAACGUUUCUACAACAAUGGCUGUUAAGUUGAUGAAACAAUACAACGAGGCUGUUGACUUCACUGAAGCAUUUAAAUAUUGCGAGCAGGCUCUUCAGAAACAGCCUUUACAUGCACCAAGUCUCAUUCUCUAUGCCGACGGCCUUCACAAACUUGGUUAUUCACUAAGAGCUCUUUCGUACAUACUCAGAGCUAUAAAAAUGCAUCCAAGGAACAAAGACGCCAUAGAGAUCCUUCGACAAAUUGUGGAAAGUCUUUCAGCUCAUUGAUGCUGAUCAAA